Oryza sativa Japonica Group (Japanese rice) is the source of this 876-nucleotide messenger RNA. RefSeq lists its product as uncharacterized. Gene Ontology annotation, cellular component: nucleus. Gene Ontology annotation, biological process: positive regulation of cell population proliferation. Lineage: Eukaryota; Viridiplantae; Streptophyta; Magnoliopsida; Poales; Poaceae. The record is from RefSeq and is a predicted model, not a curated record.
GUCGGUUCGGCCCAAAACCUCGCAGCCACAGGAGAGAGAAGAAUCGCGAAGGAAGAAGGCCGGAGAAGCGGAAGCGAGAGCGCACGGCGGAGGCGAGGAGGGUUUCAUGGAGCCCGAGAAAUCCAAAGAGGCGGCGAGCCAGCCGAUGGAAGCGGACGCCGGCGGCCCCGUCGAUCCCCGAGAACUAGUGUCCAGCGACGAUGAGAUAGAUUACUCCGUGGAGCCCGAGUUCUACGAUCCCGACCUGGAUGAUGUCGAUGAGCGGUGGGUGAGCAAGCAGAGGAAAGGGAGGACUUCUGACGCCGUGCUCAGCUGCCCCGCGUGCUUCACUACCUUGUGCCUGGAUUGCCAGAGGCAUGAGACGUAUGUAAAUCAGUACCGUGCAAUGUUCGUUCGCAACUGCAAGGUCAAGACUGAUCAGAUUCUACGGGAGGGGAAAGGCAAACGGAAAAACCGCAAGGGAAAGGCUGCUGAUUCUUCUACUACAUCAGAAGGUGAAAAGAAGGGUGCAGUUUAUCACCCUGUUUGUUGUGAGGUUUGCUCAACUGAGGUUGGAGUGUUUGAUGAAGAUGAAGUUUACCACUUCUUUAAUGUCAUUCCUAGCAACUCCUGAAACUUGUUCUUCUGAAUGUGUAGUUUGUUGAUCCGUAGCCACUGAUGAGAUCUGUACUUGCUUUGGCGUUCUACUGUUAAAUCAAUCUACAUUCAAUUCAGUCAGGUGCAUUUGCCAUACUUUUUUUUUUCAUUUCUGUUGCUAGGAGUUCUUCAGUCUAAAAUUAUAAUUUAUAGCUGUAUUCUGGUAUGGGGCCUGAUGAAUUUCACCAAGAAUGUUGGCAAGUUCCUGGAAUAUUGGAAUUGCAACAUUAAUUACUUCAA